AUGGCUGCAAAACAGAUUCUUAUAAAUGAUCACAGAAACCAUCCUGAUACAAAAAAAUUUAAUAAUAGUAAAAGAUUUAACAAUACAAAGGAUUCUUGCACUAUACAUCCACAUGGGGCACACACCAACGCUGAAUGCCGUUCUCAAAAGACUACAACGAAUCCUAAGUUAAACACAUAUACUGUAGACAAAAAAAAUCAAAAAUUGAUUUAUGAAAAAGUAAUACUUAAAACUAUAUCAAAAAAAAAUCCACAACAGGUGAAUAUAUGUCACCUAGAAGCCAUGAUAGAUAGUGGUGCUUCACAUGUCUUUAUGAAUGAUGAACUAGCCAAAGAAUUGAAUUUAGAAAUCUCCGAAGCUAGUGGACCACACAUAACUACUGGUGGUGGAAAAAUAAAGUCAAAAACAACUUCUACAGAUAUUCAAUUGAAAUUGCAGGGUAAAACUGUAACAAUUGGAAGAGAUGAGAUUCUGAUAAUCAAGAGUGAUAUCCCUAUAAUCUUGGGAACCACAGGCUUGAGUAAGUUGAAUUAUUGCAUCAAAUUUGUCAAUAAUAGAGAUAAUUCUCAGGCUGCUUGUAACUUCUUAAUGGGUAACGAAGAAGAACUUAAUCUCAAAGAAAAACUAUUAGAAAAGUAUCCUCAGGGAUUCUCAAAGAAUAAAUUUGAUAUUGGAUGCUGCCAUUUAAAGGCACCAGUUAUCGAAUUUCUCAACGCUGAACUUCCUAGUUUCAAGCGAUAUGAUCCAAUUCCACCAAUGAUUGGGGAAUUAUCCACACAAAUUCAACAAUUUGUCAAUCUUCAAAUAUUAAAACCUUCUUAUACAGUUCGUUAUGUAGCAAACACGCUAGGUGUUAAGAAAUCUGAUGGUACAAUACGAAUGGUAACUGAUUUUAGAAAUGUAAACUCUAUCAUUGUGAAGGAUAGGUAUGUUUCUGAAAAAAUUACUACUAUAAUGAGAGACUUACAGACUUACACUGUCUGCUCUUUACUGGAUAUUACCAGUGCUUAUUCUCAAGUUCCCCUGGAUGAUAGUAAUUGCGAUACCUUAGGAUGCCGUCUUAAAAGUGAAACUUUUUCUUAUCAACGCUUACCUCAAGGGUUCUGCAAUUCGCCGUCAUACUUUCAGAGAAUCAUAGAUCACUUGAUAGGAAAUAUCAAGAACGUAAUAGUAUAUCAAGACGAUAUACUAGUAUUAUCACCCGAUAUAACAAGCCAUACUGUUACAAUAGAAACUGUCGUGUCAAUAUUAGUACUUAAUGGAUUCAAAUUGAAUAUCAACAAAUGCCAAUUUUUUAAAGAGGAAUGUGAAUUCCUUGGGUAUAAACUGAAACCAACUGGAAUUUCUCCUACUGAAAAAUUCAAACUAAGGAUAAAAACAUAUCCUGAAUGCAACUUAAUUGCUGAUUUAAGAAAAUUUCGAGGAAUUUUCAACUAUAUCAAACAUCUUAUACCUAAUUCUUCAGAAUUAAUGACCAAUAUCAAUACCUAUAUAGGUAAUACCCCUAAGAAAGAGGGGAGAACAAAAACAAUUAUACCAGAAUCAAUAAAGAAUGACAUAAAAAAAAUGGUACAAGCAGCAAUGGAAACCAAUGGAAUAAACUUUAUUAAUUAUUCAAAACAAUUUUACUUAUUUUGUGAUGGUAGCUCUAUUGGGGCUGGAGCCACCUUGUGUCAAUCAAAUCUUAUAAUUAAUACCCCUGAAGCUCACAUAGAUUUCAAACAAUUUUAUGCUGUGGCUUUUUAUUCAACUUCUUGGCACCCGUAUCAAAGGAACGCACCAAGUGUCCUAUAUGAAAUAAGAGCAAUUAGUUAUGCGUUGUCUUAUUUCUCUGAAAUUAUUAAUAACUGUAAAAUUGUUAUAUUAACAGAUCAUAGAAACUUACUGUCAAUAGUCAACAGUUCUAAUGACUAUAGAUUUUUAAAAUAUGCUUUUAACAUAGCAAGUUAUAAUCCACUAUUGGUGUGGAUUUCUGGUACUUCAAACGGAACCGCUGAUUGGUUAUCGCGUCAAAAUGAAUCACCUUCUGAACCAGUUCCACAACAAUGUCCACUUUAUCAAAGGGGGGGAGACCAAUUGCUCAUGCAAUUACAAUUAAAUCAAAAAAAAGAAAAUAAAAACAAAUUACAUGAAAUAGCAAAACAUUAUUUCGAAACCUACCAUUCAAAAUCAAUUCAUAGCAAUAUACAAAAAAUAUGGUAUGUUAUAAAAGGGAGGCUAGUUUCUAACAACUAUAGUCCACGCGAAGCAAAAAUGAUACUGUCAAAUAUUAGAAAAAUGAUAGAUCAGUGCGAGAUAUGUUUGAAUGAAAAUAUUAUUAGAAGAAGAAAACCAAAGAGCUCCUUCUUCACAUAUCCAUUUGAAAAAGUAUAUACAGACUUAAGUUAUUUCGAAAAAAUCGCUGGUAAGCCGAAUUCUGAAAAAGUCAUAGUAAUUUCAAUUAUUGAUGGAUUUAGCAGUUAUCUUAUUGCGGGAACACUGAAUAAUGCUUCAUCAACAUCAAUCAAUAAAUUUUUCCAAGACAAUUUAUACAACCGUUUCGGAUAUCCUGCUCAAAUACAUAGUGACAAUGCAAAAUGUUAUAGUGAUGGGGAAUUUGCAGAGACAUGUAAAAAAAUGGGGAUAAUACAAAGCUUUUCAAUAAAAUAUUCUCAUGCUACUAACCAGAUGAUAGAGAGAUCAUUCUCUACUUUACAAUUAGCUAUUAGGAAGACUUGUGCAGAAAACAAUACUAAGCAUUGGAGAGAACGUUUAACUUGGAUUGUUUAUCAAAUAAAUAAUUCUUGUUUCGGCGAGGAAAGUUAUUCACCAAAUCAAUUAAUUUAUUCCUAUCCACAUCGUACUACUGUAGAAAAAGCAGAUGGAAAUUUUAUACAAAAAAAUUUAAUGGAAUAUCAUGGAAUAAAAAAAGAAAUUCAAAAAUUACCAACAAGAAAAAUCUUGUUUAAGAAUAAUAACAAGAAAGGAAAAUUAGGACAACAGAAUAGUGUUGGAAGCACCAUCGAGGUGUUGAAUCCCGAAUCAACACAUCCUACAUAUAAAGUACUGCCCGAAGAUUCUACUGAUCUUAGAGAGUCCAAGAAAGUAUCAAGUCAAUGUUGUAGAAGUCCUUUAAUCUAUUCGAGCACGACUGGAGCUCAAAUGAUCAUGGACACUCAACAGACUAUAAAAAAUCAUUGUUCACCAAGAAUUCUUAUUGGAGAACAAUCUUAG
Molecule: messenger RNA, 3213 nt
Organism: Strongyloides ratti
Lineage: Eukaryota; Metazoa; Nematoda; Chromadorea; Rhabditida; Strongyloididae
Product: Reverse transcriptase domain and Integrase,catalytic core domain and Ribonuclease H-like domain and Retroviral aspartyl protease domain and Aspartic peptidase domain-containing protein
Exons: 1
Coding region: 1-3213 (1070 amino acids)
Biological process (GO): DNA integration
Molecular function (GO): nucleic acid binding
Source: RefSeq, a predicted model, not a curated record